Corylus avellana is the source of this 1135-nucleotide messenger RNA. RefSeq lists its product as uncharacterized. The record is from RefSeq and is a predicted model, not a curated record. NCBI's taxonomy places the organism in Eukaryota, Viridiplantae, Streptophyta, Magnoliopsida, Fagales, Betulaceae.
UCCCUUUUGAUACACCCAUUUCUCUCACUCUCUCAAAACCACAAACUACUUCCUCCUCCUUCCUCCUUCCCCUCCCCUCCCCUCAAACCAUGCUUCAUCACCGGCACCGGCAAGGGCUCGCCGGCAAUCCGCUUCAUAGCAAUCAUGAGAGUAAAGAAGAUGCAGAUUUCCAUUUCUGGGGUGCACCGAAUAAUACCUUAAGUGGAAGCUUUGGAGCUUACUCACCAACCUUAUGGAAAGAAAAGGCCUCAGAAAAUGAUAAUCAUGAUGAAGAUUGUUAUGAAUCUUCUCCUUUGCUCCCCAACAGCCAUCAAUCUUCCACCAAUCUUUCAAGCGAAAGGGCAAUUGCAGAAGGCAGGAGGCAGAUUAUGGAAAUGAUUCAAGACAUGCCUGAGUCUUGUUAUGAACUUUCUCUAAGAGAUAUUGUGGAUGAGCCGCAUGUCGAAGAGGCUGGCUUUCGCUCCGAAACUGAACCUCAAAUCAAGAAGAAGAAGAAGAAGAUUAAGGCGCGUCAGAUGUCGAGGAUUUCAAGCAUGGAGAGUGAAACUUUCCUGCUCAAGAUGUUCUUUCCAUCGUCUCUAUCUUUUAAGAAGAAAUCAAAGGCAGCAGGAAACUGCUCUAAUGUUUCUCCAAGGCCAUCUCCAGAGGGUACCGAGCAUAGUAUCAAUAAGGAAUGGUGGAUGAUCAGGUUUUUUCUUGCAGGAGAGAAUAAAAGAAGCAGAGGGAGUAGCAGGAACAGCAGCACAAGCAGCCACGAGGAGGCCAAUUUCAUACCUGGUUGCUGGUCCUUCUUCCACAGCAAGAAGAACAAAACCAAGAGACAGAGAGGAUGCAUAGUGGGAGUGGAAAGCAAUUGAAAAUUGCUGCUGCAAAAUUUGGUGGGAGCAGGAAUGGGCCCAGCUAUGAAUAUGGUGGCCAACGAAAUUUGAGGGUCCAAAAUGAACAUUUAGUCUGAGUCAUGGCCAGAUUUUCUGGGCCUUUUGGCUGUUAGCUGUUAUAUAUAUAAUCAAAAUAUCCAGCGGAAGGUGAUAAACAUAGAUUGCGUUGCAGUAUUCAUGGAGCUUACAAUUUUAGUCUCAAUCAUGACUACCAAAGCGUAUUGGCUAUUUAUAUAAUUAAGAUAUUCCAGGUUCAA